Synchiropus splendidus (mandarinfish) is the source of this 3938-nucleotide messenger RNA. It is a transcript of the gene sdf2, whose product is annotated as stromal cell-derived factor 2. The transcript has 3 exons. Bases 887 to 1558 code for a protein of 223 amino acids. NCBI's taxonomy places the organism in Eukaryota, Metazoa, Chordata, Actinopteri, Syngnathiformes, Callionymidae. The record is from RefSeq and is a predicted model, not a curated record.
UGUUAGCUUGCCCUGACAAUGUUAGCAACCGAUGCAUCUCCUCACAGUGAAAAAUCACCCUAUACAGCAGACGUCACCCGCCUUUACUUAGAUGCGUCGAUGAGAACUACGGCAUGCGAAUAGCAGGCGAACAAACGAGGCCUGCGAUCCAACUUCUGAGUCCUGCGUCUCUAGAAAGCCUUUCACGGAGCUAACUUAGCAUUAGCCUCAACAACAACAACAAAACAACGCACGAGACGAGUUGUCUGAAGAGUCACUGAGGAAUUCACCAUCUAGAUCGAAAGAGAACGUAAACACAUGACUCACACGUCGCCGUGUCCGGUUGUUUUAGGCAACAAUGAUUGUUUUCUUGAGUGUUUUCGGAGCGUUGAGGAGAUGAAUACUAAAGAUGGCCGAGUGUGCGGCGUGAUGAUGCCGCUGUGAGGGGGAAACUUGAUCGCGCAGCAGCGCCCCCUGCUGCCAAGAGCGCGAGAUGAACCAACUAUGCACCAUCCAAAAGCGUUUUUUUUAUAUUAACCAGUCGCGACGAUCUGAAAACAGAAUGACAAUUGUUUAAUUUUAUGUUUUAGUGUGUGUUGUUGUGUCAUCUGAAAGAUUGAAUUCUCAGCCGGAUUCCCAGGUCUGUCCUCUCAAUGACCGAUAUCUUCCAAGUUCUUCCAAAGUUCCAAGGCAAGGAGAGGUCUUUCAAGGUCUGUCAACUCUAACCAGGGAACCGCUCGGAGUCAGGUGUUUGGAGUCAAUCAAGUGGCUGCUCGAGGAACCGACCCCGGGGCUUCCACUCCGCUCCUCAGGGGGGCGCUGUGUGGCCAAACAGUGACGCCCUCUCCGAGCGUCGUGACGUAGGCAGGAACGACAAAUCACCGGUGCGUGUUCCCCUGAAACAGAAAUGGGCAGCUUCGAUCGCGCUCCGAGAAUCACACCUUUAGUGCUGCUCAUAGCGUGUAUGACAGGCCAGUCAGUCGGGACCGAGUUAAGCUUCGUGACAUGCGGAUCAGUCGUCAAACUUGUGAAUAUAAAGCACAACGUGAGGCUUCACUCGCAUGAAGUUCGCUACGGCUCCGGAAGUGGCCAGCAGUCAGUCACAGGCGUCACGGCCGUGGAGGACAGCAACAGCUACUGGAGUGUUCGCGGCACCAGUGACUCCUCCUGUGUCCGAGGAGCCGCCGUCAAGUGCGGUCAGGCCAUCCGCCUCACCCACGUCAACACGGGCCGGAAUCUGCACAGCCACUACUUCGCCUCUCCGCUCUCCUCCAACCAGGAGGUGAGUGCGUUUGGAGAAGAGGGCGAGGGCGACCACCUGGACGAGUGGACGGUCCAGUGCGGAGGGUCGGUGUGGAAGCGUGAGGAGGCGGUGCGCUUCCGUCACCGGGCCACCGACGCUCUGCUGGCGGUGACCGGGGAGCAGUACGGGCGACCCAUUCAAGGUCAGUGGGAGGUUCACGCCAUGCUGAACCCCAGCCAGCACAGCCUGUGGAAGACCAUGGAGGGCGUCUUCCUGAAGCCCAGCGAGAGUUCCUCAGCACACCCCGACUCCAGUUACAAGCACAGCGAGUUCUGAGCAGCCCUGCCUUAGUCUCUCACCAGCAGCACCAGCCGGUGGACUUCCUGUCCCGCUCCAGUAGUGACACUUGGCAACAACGAACACGUCCGUGUAAGGAGAUUCAAGUAGACUCUCUGCAGAGGGUGACGCCAGUGUCUCUCAGGGCUCAGACUGAACUGCUGCAGUCACACAGAGCGAGUCCUGAAAUACUGUGUCUGUCCGUGCUGGAGACAUCAGGCCCUGAGGAAGAGAGAAGCUGACCCCGUGUGAAGCUCCAUGAUCAAGCGUCUGCUGCCUCUCUUCACUCUCAUUGAAAAACCAUACCUCAUUAAAAGAGCCCUCUGCUGCAGCACGCCGCCCUGGUCCGGACUCUGGUUCUAGUGUGAUGUUUUUACUCACUGAUGCUGUGUUUUCACCGACGAUCAGCUUUUGAUGAUCCGGCCACAGCAGAAGAGCCACGCAGCAACAUGUGUGUGUGUGUCCUUCUGUUGAUGGAGCUGGUGUUUACAAUGACGGAAAAGAAAAACAAUGAGUCCCUGUGAUUGAAAGCUGAAAAAGAAGUAUGGUUGGAGUCGACGUCGCAGCUUGGACCCGGACAAACCUGCGAGCAAAGCCAGACGGGUGGGACCAGGUGCUUCGUUUCCUGGAUCUUGGUUAGAGCCUCUGUCUAGCUGCAGACUCAUUCAACACAGCACUAACAGGCUGCUAACACCUCCCACUCAAGACCCUCCUCUUGAGCCUGAUCUCCUCGUUGGAGGCGCAGCAGGUGAAGUUAGCCGACGAGGCUGGAGCCCAGAAGGUCCUUGCAGGUCGUAGCUUCCAUCUUACCAGAUGAGUGGAGAAUGAAGAGCCGCACAGGCGCUUCUAUAAAAAACCAAACUUUAUUGCAUAAACAUAUGGUUAUAGAUACUCAGAUGUAUUUAUUAUAAUGUAUUAUAUUCAACAGAAAAAAAGUAUAUUUGCAUUUUAAAUACUGCUUCCGUUGGUAACUAUUGCUGUUUCUCAGCAGCAUGUCCUCCCUCCACCUACAGUCAGAGUUAAAAACAAACAAACUUAAAAAAUAGUGUUAGAUGUUCGACUGGAUAGAAACCAGGGCUCCCCACAGCCGCGCGUGAGGAACCGCACCCGCUGCGGUCAUGGGGAUCAUGUGAGCUCGGAUUUGCAUAUUUAUGAGAAUGCCCUCCCGUUGGAUUCGUCGCUGGUAUAAACUAGAAAAAUGGCUGGCGCAGUAGAAAGUGGAGCCUCAGACGCGUGACCUUAGAAGGGACGGCAACAGUGACGAAGACUUCCUCCUCCGCGAGAGAGAGAGAGAGUCGGAACAUGCACGCGGAUUUACAGGUUUGUACAUCUUCGCUGUUUCUACAUCCAGGUCUGCUGUCCUCCAGUCGACCUUCACUGGUUCCACGGUUUGAUGGUGGCACCCCAGACGGAGGGAGGGGGUGCUGAGCUUGUGAGGACCUCGGUUCAGCACACACGUCUGAGCCUCCAGCAGGUGGCUCGCCACUCGCCAACCUCGACUGCUUUGCUACUUGGUGUGUGUGACUCGGUUGAGUUUGACCUCAGCAGUGAGGCGUCUAGAACUGUGAUUGUUAACGAUAGGCCCGGGGCCCAUGGUAAGACGCUCAGUUCAAACCCAUGAGCCACGUAUGGUGGCAGUAGUGAGUCAGUGAAGUGACUUGACAGCUGCACAUCUGUGAUAGUCACCAACUAUGGAGAAGUUCUUGGAAAGAAACGACGAUAAAGAAAGUGGUGGCGCCCCCUACAGUACACACUGUUCACCUGUUGGAGCAGGUUUGAAAAUGAAUUGGAUGGCAAAACUUUCAUUUACACUUUAUUCCUUAUUUGGAGUUUAAAUAAAAUAUAUUAUUUUAACUUUAUGAUAUUUAGACAUGCUUUUACUAUAAGUAUUUUAUUCAGAAUUAUAUUCAGUUUUUCCAAUAUUCGCAACGGUUUGUGCCAAGUAUUUUUUCUUUUUUUCUUUCGUAAAUUUGAUGAACAUGACUUGCAGCUGCUUCUGCUGCCGGUUGGACUUUUCCAUGACAAAUAUCUUUGCAAUGAUCUGAUGGUUUCAUGUCAUUUCACAAGGUUUUGGUUUUUUUUUUAUGUGUAAGACGAUUAAAUAUGGACAGCGCUCCUCUCCACAGUUCAGAGUAGGAACAUAGAUCUUUGUGAGUUCUGCCCUUUGGCUCAGCUCUUUCCCACCACACUGUCCUGCUCCAUUGCCGACCUCCUCUGACUGGUGAACCAGACCAACCUGUACUGCCCUCUUCAACUGGCCACCAUGAAAGGAGCUGGUCCCCAUCCUGGGCCACUUGACUUGAUGCCAGGACUACAUUUAUCAAACGCUGCGAAGCCAUGACGCCAACAGACGCUCAUCGUGUCCAACAGAGCUGUGAGG